Molecule: messenger RNA, 1380 nt
Organism: Alternaria conjuncta
Lineage: Eukaryota; Fungi; Ascomycota; Dothideomycetes; Pleosporales; Pleosporaceae
Exons: 2
Coding region: 1-1380 (459 amino acids)
Source: RefSeq, a predicted model, not a curated record
AUGAUCUUGCAGACUCCACAGUCACGAAAGACCAAGGAUGGAAGUCUGGACGAACUUCCGGAAAUCAAGUGCCGACAGAGUGCCAUAACGGGCUCUUCUCGUUGCAAGAAACAUGCAUUUGGUACUGGUGUCAAUGUGCCUUCCAUCCAGCUAGAAGAGUGGCUUAACGACAAUACCAUCAGUCUGUACGAGAAGACUCGGCUCAUGCGUCGUGCGAGCAAGCGACUUGGGAAUAAGUUCCAGCGUAAGGGGAUUUGCGGAGUAUGUGGCAUCGUGGAGCGCAUCUACAAGAAGUUCAACGACCAACAACUCAAAUCUCUCCCAAGCCUCGAGUCGCUGAGCGUGCCAGACGACUUCAUGCAGUGGCACCAAGAUCGAUGGUCAAGGAAACCGGAGGCGCAAGACAGAUGGAAGAACCUGUUCAGCGUGGACGGCAUGGAAAACCUGCAAUUAAAGUUCAUUGAGAAAUCUGGUGUAGUGGAUGGACGUCUUCAGAUGUGCGAACCAUGCUAUAAACACCUCACCAGAAUGAACAAAAGGCCGCCUAGGCUGAGCCUUGCCAACGGCACGUGGACUGGUCCCAUUCCAGAGGAGCUUCGUUGCUUGACAGAAGUCGAGCAGAUCGUGUUGGCCCCAGAGCGGGCUUUACAAAGCAUGUUCUGGCUGAAGCGUGUCAACGAUCAUCGAAGUAGUUGCCAGAAAGCGUCGAAGGGGCACUGGAUGUCAUUCGCUCAAGACAAUGACAGUCUUGCGAGGCGGGUAAGAACGCUGCCUAUCACCAACAAAGACUUGAGCUUGUCCAUUCAGGUCAACUUGGUUGAUCGGAAGGGCAAGCCAGAUACACUCCAGUACCAGCUGUCUGUGGAUGGGAAGAAGAUGUUCCGUGCGUUCCAGUGGCUCAAGGAGAACAACCCUCUUUACGAACACAUCGAAUGGGACGAAGAGAUUGCCGAACAAUAUGACGGAAGCAUUCCUGAGUGUAUCAUGAUUCCUGGGGGGUCUACUUCAUCAGGUACGUCGGAUGAGGAGCAGUCUGCGAGUUCGCCACUCGAGUCUACCGAUGAUGAUACGGAGAACACGUCCAUCGCGGCUGACGGAGAGUACCUUGAUGACGAAGCCGCCGCUUCUAUCAACGAAGUUGAGGGAGCUUACGAUGAUGACGGUAAGCAAUUCUCGGGAGAAUAUCUGGCCGAGUCGGAAGAGUACUACAAGAUUGACGAGGACCCACCGGACGUGACGGCCCCGGAAGCGACGAAUGAAGGUGGUACAGAACAUCACGCUUGUAUUACCACCAAGAGCACUGUGGUCAACCGGACUUUAGCAGGCUUGCCAACGGAGGAAAGUGUUGGCGAUGGAUUGCAGCAGAUGACUGGUGUGUAG